CCCGCAACAAUUAUUCAUCCAGGCGAAUGCGACUUGGGACACGCAGCUGUGCCGAAUGCCGGAGGCGUAAAAUCCCAGCAACGAAUACCUCUCGUAUCUAACAAUGACAGCAGCCAUGAAGACCUGGAAGCCCUCCAGCAAAGGCUGCAUAGCCUAGAGAGCUUGAUCCUUCAGUUAUCAAGCAGUAAUAAUACCAAUCACGACAGGGCUGCUGUAAAUGACUAUAUGAAUCCAGAUAAAGCAGUGGGGAUUUUAUCACACAAGCACACUUCGGGAUCCAAGGUCACUCCCAUGUCCACCACCUACGACACCCCAUUUAGCUCUGAACAGAACUUCGACACGGCCCCAUUGAUUGAUUUAUUCAGUCGUACAUUAGAUGUUCGGUCAGAAGAUAGUACAAUCAAGUAUGACUUCGGACACACAUCACAGCCGCUGCCGGUCGACGAGUAUAUAUCGGCUUUGAGGGCCCUUGUGCCGCGAAUUGACGACUUAUUGCUCAUUCUAGAGUCAACUGCUCCAUACUGGUUCAUAUGGCCUACACAGCCACCGGGAUCCGGCGAAGAAAUAUUCGGCGAGAGGUAUGGGAGUGUUGUAAUGGUCAAAAACUUCAUCCUUGCCUCGUUUGAAUCGCAAGCUCCCCUCGCUGUCGCUAAGAGUAUCAUAUGGCUAGCACUAUGCGUACAGCAACUUCCAGCAGAUGCUAUCCAGCACCGGAAAACAUAUCUCCCCGCAUCACUCCAAACACUUUUCGAUGCGUACAUGGCUGGGGCAGAUGCAAUUUUGACUGGCCUGGGGGAGUCAAUACCAAGUGUUGAGCGCCUAGAAUGCUUGCUCCUAUUUUCAAAAUGUUGUGUUAACAUGGGAAAACCUCAGCGGGCCUGGUUGGCUGUGAGAAGCGGAAUCAACUGUGCUUUAAUAUUGAACCUGCAUCGUUCGACUCGUCACAGAACCUUGACUCAAAAUUCACUGUGGUCCCACGCAUGGCAAACAGAUCGCCAGCUUUCCUCGAUCCUAGGUGUACCUUAUUCCGUUAGCCAUCCUGCGCCAGCAAUCGGAUCAGACCAAUCACCUAUCUCAAUGUUAUUUUACUGUGUUAAUGAUAUGAUUGGUCGUGUUAGCGACCGUAAUCAAGGUCUACUGCAUAUUUCCAUCGAAUCCAUGGAGGCAGAACUUCAAAAAUAUAUCACCAUGCUUCCACAGGACUGGUGGCCAGUUAUGCCACCGGAAGACCUUUCAUUUGAGGCCUUGUAUGCUCGCCAAACCAGCAAAUUGUUUCUUUGGAGGUUAAAGGAGUUGUCGUAUUUCCCAGGCAUGUUGAAGGCUCUCGAAAACCCCCAAUCCUCUCAGGACAGCAGGGAAAGAGCUGUCGAGGCUUGUCGAAAUAUGAUAUCUGCGUACGAAGUCUUUCGCAAUAGCAGCAAAUCUGCCUUGGUCAUAUGCGACCUUAUGGAUUUCCUUGUCUUUAAUGCAGCGCUCGUGAUAACUAUCCACCUUCUUGCAUCUUCGUCCUCACUCAAUACUGCCAAGGAUGCCGAGGAUUGGGGUAUUAUCACACACUUGAUCCAAACCCUACAGCAAUUAUCAAGGGCCAUCGAAUGCAGCGUCGCCGAACAAUCGGCAACACUAUUACAGUACAUCUAUACAGCUCAUCACGGCAUAUACGAAGGUCCAGAAGAGUAUGCAGCUGUGAUCCCCUGGUUUGGCAAGGUCAAGAUUCGCUCAGUCCCUCGACAACAAGAAGCACCGUCAUUACCAACGCCUUCAUCAGAAAUCAGAGGCGAAAGCUUGUACAGUAUGAUUGAAUUUGGUAUUGAUUCUGUCCCUUCUGGGGUGGGCUCUUCGUUAGGUUCUGGAUCGGAUUCCUGGAUAAAUCAGUAUAAUGAUUAUGAACUUGGUAUUGAUUGGACAUCAACGGAAAAUGUCGAUUGGGAAUAUGACUGGAACCAGAUAUUUUAUAAUGGCAACCCUGGCACAAACAUCUGA
Molecule: messenger RNA, 1983 nt
Organism: Talaromyces rugulosus
Lineage: Eukaryota; Fungi; Ascomycota; Eurotiomycetes; Eurotiales; Trichocomaceae
Exons: 2
Source: RefSeq, a predicted model, not a curated record